Molecule: messenger RNA, 926 nt
Organism: Sinocyclocheilus anshuiensis
Lineage: Eukaryota; Metazoa; Chordata; Actinopteri; Cypriniformes; Cyprinidae
Product: enhancer of rudimentary homolog
Exons: 4
Coding region: 124-438 (104 amino acids)
Source: RefSeq, a predicted model, not a curated record
CAUCGCCACUACCGGAAGUGGAUGCUCGUUGCACAUUUAUGCUCUUUCUGUAGCUGCUCUGGGUGAUUAGCCGUCAGCGGUACCACAGCCUUCAUCGCAACAUUUUAGAUACCAGGACCAGAUAUGUCUCACACAAUUCUGUUGGUGCAGCCCACCAAGAGACCAGAAGGCAGAACAUAUGCAGACUAUGAGUCUGUCAACGAAUGCAUGGAAGGAGUGUGUAAGAUGUAUGAAGAGCAUUUGAAGAGGAUGAACCCCAACAGUCCCUCCAUCACAUAUGACAUAAGCCAGUUAUUCGACUUUGUUGAUGAUCUCGCUGACCUCAGCUGUCUUGUGUACCGGGCAGACACACAAACCUACCAGCCCUACAACAAAGACUGGAUCAAAGAAAAGAUCUAUGUGCUGCUGAGGCGUCAAGCCCAGCAGGCGGGAAAAUAAGGAGUGUAUUUGAGUUUUUUCUGAUGCUAGUUCCCAACUCUAUCAGAACUAUGCCACAUCACAGGACAAACAUAGAUGUGAUGCUGCUUAGUUCAGAUUUUGUUGAAUGCAUGUCUAUUCAGUCAGUACAUCAAAGCAUAGAGUGAAAAUUUUUUACAUUUUAAAUCGCAUUUUUUGUAACUGGAGUUAGGGACUUGGGAUAUUUAUCAGAAAAGACGGUAAGAUUGGGGGAAAAAAGGGUUUAGGAUUUUUUUUUCAAUCCCUCUCAAUUGAUGUGUUUUCUUGUUUUUUUUUUUUAUUGUGGUUUAAUUGUUCUUUAAUUCAGUGAAGUAUAAAACAUACACAUUUCAGAUUAUGUAGAUGGUUCUGAGUCAUCUUUUAUCCCAACUUUUGUCCUCAGUGCUGUUACAGAUUUUCUUGGCCCUGUCUGUUUUGUGUAUAUAUCCAGUAGUCACCGCUGGAAAACAAUAAAAAUCUUCUCACACAAA